Molecule: messenger RNA, 3852 nt
Organism: Symbiodinium sp. CCMP2592
Lineage: Eukaryota; Dinophyceae; Suessiales; Symbiodiniaceae
Source: the annotation of a GenBank genome assembly
AUGGAAAAUGAAGCCUGCGGCCCCCGAUGCCCACGCAGUGCUUUCAGGUACGAUGUUCUCUUCUGCUGGCUCACCAGCACGAUGCGGAGAGCCAAGGGGAGAGUGGUGCAGACAACGGAUCUGUGCUCACCGCCCGACGCAGAUUUAAUUGCGGAGAUGAUGCCUGACCAAGUGCUGAUGGUGAGAGACGUACUGAGACGCGAGAGGUGCUCACUACUGCAAGCUGGAGUAGCCAUGCUGAUCUACUCCCUUUGUCAAACCGCUCUGCCAAUCAGCAUGCUGAUGGUCAUCCGCUGUGUGGAGAGUGACACUGGCGAGCUCCAGUGGCUGAGUGAAUGGACGACUGCAGACUCCAUGAUCUACUGGAUACUGGCAUAUGCCAUCUUCCAAGCGGGUGCAGCAGUCGCCAACCACUGGCAGCUUCAUGCUGCGUUUCAUGUGGGCCAACGUGUGCGUGCCCAGCUGAUCAUGCUUGUUUUCCAGAAGGCUCUCCGAGUAGAUCCUCAGAGAAGGCCGUCUGUUGGCCACACCUUGACUUUGAUGGCAUCUGAUGCACAGAAAUUCUUGGAGGCCAUGCCUUUCAUCCACAAGUUGUGGGGAUCACCGCUUCAAAUCGCUCUGGCCAGCGCCAUUCUCGUGUCCACGAUCUCAGCCAGUGCGCUGUGCGGCAUUGUGGUGCUCAUCGCUGUGGUCCCCAUCUCCAAAAACCUAGGUAAACUCCUGCAGAGGUCUCGACAACGGCAUCUUCAGUUCACGGAUCAGCGAGUCCGGAUGUGCGUGGAGCUGUUGGAAGGGAUACGCUGCAUUAAGUUCUUCGCUUGGGAAAGGCCUUACUUGGAACGUGUCUUCCAGAAGCGCCAGCAGGAGCUGUAUUGGGCCAUGCGAGAGUCGUUGGUAUACGGCGUGUCCAUGCUGGUCACGGUGUUGGCGCCAUUAUUAGCGUUCGCAACCACACUUGUGGCUUUUGCGCUGCUGGGCGAGGGCUCUUUUUCUGCUACCCGCCUCUUUGGCACGUUGGCGCUGCUGAACGCUCUGCGAUUUCCAAUCAUGGACUUGGGUUCCAUACUCGCGUCUAUAGUGGCUCUUCACACGGGAUGGCAACGCAUCCAGCACUUCCUAGAUCUCGCCGAGGCAGGCAUUCCGGUGGCCAAGCUCGAAGACGAUGUGGAGUUGAAGAUGGAGAAAUGCACGUUUUCUUGCAAUGCUGACGGAGAGGAAUGCUUUCAGCUAUCUCUCGACGCCACACUGACACUGAGACGUGGUGAUCUUUUUCUGGUUCUAGGCAAAGUUGGCAGUGGCAAAUCCACCUUGCUUCAAGGAAUCCUGGGGGAAACUCACUGUUCGUCGGGACUUCUAUCGGUGAGCGAUGGUAUUGCUUACUGCGCCCAGCAGCCAUGGAUUCGGAACGAGACCCUGAUGGACAAUAUUCUCUUUGGGGAGGAGCUGGACACGGAAUGGUACGACCAGGUUCUUGCCGCCUGCGGGCUGGGUCCGGACCUGAAGCAGCUGCCAUACGGAGACCAGACUGAAAUCGGAGAGAGGGGUGUGACCAUCAGUGGUGGUCAAAAGCAGCGAGUCGCACUGGCUCGUGCUGUUUAUCAGCGCAAAUGCUCGAUGGUAAUUCUAGAUGAUGUUUUUUCAGCUCUGGAUGCGCACACAUCAAGCCACAUCAUCAAGGCCCUUUUCCAUGGACAGAAGGGGCUCCUGCGGGAUCGUGCUGUUCUUCUGGCAUCGCAUCAGACAGCAUGCGCUUUGCAAGCCCAGCGAGUUCUGCUGCUAGGCCAGAAGGAUGCCUCCAUACCACACUCCUCGCUUCUCUUUGAGGGGGAUUGGCUGGAUCUCUGCAAACAGCCACACCUACUGUCGCUGCUUGGCCAUGUUCCCUCGGAUGAUACGGCGGCCAAGAAGGACAUGCAGACAGAGGAGGAGGAGGAAGAGAAUGAGGAUGCCGAGGAGGAGGCGCGACACAGGUCCACAACAGCGUUAGCCACAGCUCAGACUCCAAUGCCGAAGAGCAUGAUGAGGUCAGAGGAGCACACUGACAGGAUAUCCUGGCGUUCUGUCAAGGCUUACUGCCGAUGCUGUGGAGGCUUCCCUUGGGUUGCUUCCUUCUUCGCCAGCUCCGUUGCCGAGCGGAUUGCGCUGAUCUUUCUGGAUUGGUGGCUGGCCAGGUGGGCUGAAGAGGACUCUGCAGAUGAGAGGUCCACGUACUUUGCAGUGUACUUUGCCACGGUGCUGCUGGUGAUGUUUAUCGUGUCCUUCGGGCGUCUGGUGUUUGCCAUGGCCACGGUUAAUGCAGGGCGCCGACUCUUUAAGCAGCUGGCCUUGAGUGUGCUUCGGGCGCCCAUGUGGUGGUGGGAUACGACCCCGCUGGGGAGGGUCCUGAAUCGCUUCAGCUUCGACACAGAGAACACGGACACCACCCUAGUCACCAAGCUCUUCCCGGCACUACAGUCCAUGAGCUGGUGUUUGGGCGCCUUGGCCGUCAUGGCCGGCACACUGUGGCCGUAUUCCUUACUGAUUAUCCCACUCCCAGUAUUCAUCUACACCAUCCUCUUCCAAUUCGCUCGGAAGUCCAUCCGACAGUUCCAGCAACUGGACAGCGUCUCCCGCAGUCCGAUCCAAUCCCUCUACUCCGAGGCCUUGCAGGGCAUCGUCAGCGUCCGCGCCUUCGCCUCCGAGGUCCGCUACAAGGAGCGCCUGGCAAGUUUCGUGGACAGCAACUCGGCGGCGGUGCUGACUUUCAACACCUCCAGCCGUUGGCUCGGAGUCCGCGUGGAGCUCUUGGCUGCAUUGACGGCUGGACUGGUUGGCUUGGGCUGCUGGCUGUUGCGUGAAGAGAUCACCGCUGGUUUGGUUGGCUUGUGUUUCAUUUGGACAACAAAUCUCUCGACAUCUCUGGGCUUCAACUGCAUCUUCUCAAGCCAGGCAGAGGCUGUCUUCACUUCUGUUGAGCGAAUGGUCGAAUAUGCGUCAGAUGUUCCUUGCGAAGGCAAGCAUCAGGGACUCGACAGCUGGCAUGGAACGACAGCUCCUGAAGGCGAAGAGAUGCGGCCCAUUAGCGCUUGCCAGACCGAUCCCCCUCUUCUGAUCUUUGAGAACGUUGCACUGCGCUACCAGCCAAAGUUGCCGUUGGCAUUGGAUUCGAUUUCUUUCGAAGUAGCGGCAGCCGAACGGUUUGCUGUUGUCGGGCGCACCGGCUCAGGCAAAUCGACGCUAGCUGUGGCUUUGUUUCGGCUUUCGCCGGUGGAGGGAGGAUCCAUCCGCCUGAACGGAGUAGACCUUGGAGCUCUGCCGCUCGACGUGGCCAGGAAGUCGAUUGGCAUCAUCACGCAAGAUCCUGUCAUCUUCAGUGGGACUGUGCAAUACAAUCUGGAUCCCUUCGAGGAGUUUGACAAGUCGGAUUGUGCAGAAGCGCUCUUGCAAGCUCAGCUGGCAGAAACAGUGGAACUGGAAACCGAGAUAGAACAGGCUGGUUCGAACCUGUCCAUUGGUGAACGGCAGCUUCUGUGCCUUGCGCGUGCUUUGCUUCGCAAGCCGCAGCUCCUGGUGUGCGACGAGGCGACGUCGUCCGUGGAUGCGGCGACCGAUGUCCAGGUCCAAUCGUGCCUGCGAAAGGCAGCCGGCAAUGGCACUGCCUUGCUCACAAUCGCACACCGCUUAGCGACCGUUGCAGACUAUGACAAAGUCAUGGUUUUACAAGCGGGCAGGCUUUUGGAGCUGGGAAGCCCGGCGGCUCUGCUUGAGGACUCAGCCUCCGCCUUCUCUCUCUUGGUCGACUCUCUCGGCCACGAAGCCACGGCUGUGCGCAGAGCUGCCACCAGAGCAGCACCUGCGCGCCUUUCGUUGUGA